AUGCAAACAAGAACGGCCGAGGAUGAGGCCAGAGAGAACGCAGUUCUUGCUCGGGUAGAGACACUACUCCAGAAGCGCAAUCAAGAACCCCGCAUUGAGUACGAAGACUCACCGUUUUCGAAACUGGCGAAGAUAUUCAAGGAGCAAGAAGUCCAAAGCGAACGGGAACGAGCCAAUGCAACAGCUGAGGUGUACAUGAAGCAGAUGCAGGAUGCCCAUGAAAAGGACGAGGCGAAAAUGAAACAACUCGAAAAUCUGGUAGCAGCUCAAAGGGCAGAGCAAAAGCGCAUGGAAGUCAUGUGGGAGGAAGAAAGGAAGAGCAUGGAAGUAAAAGCCGCCAAACAUGCUCGAGAAGUGAGAGACCUGGCAGCGAAAGAAAUUGCAGCGGCACAGUUGGCCAAAGAAACAGCUCAAACAGCUCUCAAUGCUGAGAGGCUGGAAGCCGAGAGAGAGGCACGAAGAAAAGCUGACGCCAUGGUCAUAGCGGAAAGACAACGAACCGACGAAGUCCACAGGUUGCAAUUGCAGCGCUACGAAGAGCUACUUCGUGAGAUACAAGAGCAGCAGCUGAACUCAGAGCAAGACAGCAACCAGACUAUAAGACGGACUCGCGUUGCGGAGGGCAAUCGCAGUGAGGACGUAACAGAAUAUGCGACAAGCCGAGCCAUCACAACCACGCUCAUAGAACUUCCCGUCGAGACAGCUUUCACAGCUGCGCGGCCUCAAUACAUGCUUCUCUGUCAGCAGUUGAUCGUCUUCCCCGCCAAAGCCGACAGACGCUCCCAGAGGAUGGGUGAACUACAGAGAUCGCUAGCUGGUUUUGGCAUCGAGUCUGCCUUUGAAGACGUCGAAGACGCGCAUCCACUCCACAACCGUCAACUUAUACAGUAUGAAUACGACAACACGAAUGUUCAGGUUGUCAAGAGUACUAUAUUCUGGGAAUCACCCGCGCUCAAACUAGGAAGCGAGCUUCUGCUGACUAUGAGGCAAGCCGGAUGGAGACCGAGUUACACUCGCAUAUCAGAGAAAGGUCAGACUCACUAUCUCGGAAGCCAACCGGUACAUACUUACUUCUUCGACCCUGAUUACGAACCCCAGUUCUGCCUAUCUGAGACAGCACCAGGCAAAGAGUCGAUCACUAUUCAGAAAGCUCUCCUGGAUGAGUAUGCGCUGAUCGAGAUGGGCUUCGAAUUCCAAGUCAACGACAUGGGAUUAUAUAUCCUCGACGGCAGUCUGUCAUAUAACGACAUCGAGAAUCUGAUUGAACGGUCGUUCCUCAUAAGGGAAAACAACUAUCGGCGACUACACCGACAGCUACAAUGGCAUUUCGAUAAAGACCCUGAAUUACCCUUGAGUGCCUACCCGGCAACAAAACUUCAUAAGCAUCGCGCCUUCUACACGCUCCUUUAUCAAUUUCGCACCCUAUCUUCCACGCGCAUUCUGUACAUGCGCUUCAAACACUUCCUCGCCCUCUCAGACCCACGUCUUUACACGCUCGCCAACUUCCGCGUCCGCUCCCAUUGGCGCACCAUGGCCGCCGCUCCGCCCCCAGAUCGCCCGAUAAAGCUACUCAUGCUCCAUGGCUACACACAAUCAGGGUCACUAUUCCAGGCCAAGACUGGUGCACUGCGCAAAACACUACAGAAAGCCUUUCCCAAGGGCAUCGAGCUCGUAUACCCUACUGCGCCGAUACGAUUAACACCCGCCGACGAAUCGUUCCUAGCAGGAAAUACAAGUAAAGAUGGCGAGGGUAAAGAUGCAAAAGACGGAGAGGAGCAAGAAAUUGAUGCAUGGGCGUGGUGGAGGCGGAAAGGCACAGGAGAGCCAUACACUUACGAAGGCAUGGAGCAAGGGUUGGAGCGCAUCGCAAGCGUGUUGAAAGAACAAGGUCCUUUUGACGGUGUCGUGGGUUUCUCACAGGGAGGAGCAGCGGCAGCUAUGGUCGCGAGUUUGCUCGAGCCAGGCCGUCGCGCCGCCUUUGAGAAGCUGUACCCUGAGGGCGGCAUGAGGUUCCCAGAGUCUUUCGAAGAGGACACUGGGUACAUGGAGGGCACAAUACAUCCGCCACUGAAGUUCGCGGUCAGUUAUAGUGGUUUCGCAGCGCGUGGGAAGAACCCUUAUCACGCGUUCUAUGAGCCUAAGAUCAAGACACCGAUGCUACAUUUCUUGGGAACGCAGGAUGUCGUGGUUGAGGAGGCGCGGAGUCUGGCAUUGGUCCAGGCUUGCGAACAUAGCGAGGAGAAGUACGUUGUGUAUCACCCUGGGGGUCACUUUCUACCAAGCACGCAGAAGGCCAGCGUCAAUGCGUUGAUUGGGUUCAUCAAAGAAGUCUUGCACGAACAGCAGGGUGGUGGCAAGAAGGAAGAGGAAAGUGUUGAGGAUAUGGAUGUGCCGUUUUAA
This is a messenger RNA of Alternaria ventricosa, 2400 nucleotides long. RefSeq lists its product as uncharacterized. The record is from RefSeq and is a predicted model, not a curated record. The transcript is spliced from 6 exons. NCBI's taxonomy places the organism in Eukaryota, Fungi, Ascomycota, Dothideomycetes, Pleosporales, Pleosporaceae. Bases 1 to 2400 code for a protein of 799 amino acids. Gene Ontology annotation, cellular component: nucleus; cytoplasm.